Molecule: messenger RNA, 2450 nt
Organism: Danaus plexippus (monarch butterfly)
Lineage: Eukaryota; Metazoa; Arthropoda; Insecta; Lepidoptera; Nymphalidae
Product: broad-complex core protein isoforms 1/2/3/4/5-like
Exons: 6
Coding region: 189-1562 (457 amino acids)
Biological process (GO): regulation of transcription by RNA polymerase II
Cellular component (GO): nucleus
Molecular function (GO): protein binding
Source: RefSeq, a predicted model, not a curated record
GUCUAUGCCACGAAAGUGAAAGAAGACUGUGUCAUUGGAGGUCAUGCAUUUUAUUUUUAUUCAUAUUUUAGACACUUUGGAGUGCUCCUUAAUUUAAUUUAUUAGAUAAUUAUUAAACACAUACUCUAUUUAUAGUUCAUGUUGAGUGUAGUGAUGUUUGUUUUGGUUUAUUUAACGAAAACAUUAUAAUGGCAGACCAGUUUUGUUUACGUUGGAACAACUUUCAAACGAACAUAGUGAGUGCACUGGAUUCUUUAAAAUGUUCGGAAGAUUUGGUUGAUGUGACGCUUACUUGCGAAGGCAGAAACAUCAAGGCCCACAAAGUUAUACUGUCAGCAUGCAGCCCGUACUUUAGGAAUGUGUUCAAGGAAAAUCCAUGUCAACAUCCUGUUAUAAUUUUGAAAGAUGUGUCGGCUGAUGAUAUUGUCAGUCUAUUAUCUUACAUGUAUCAAGGUGAAGUCUUCAUUGAAGAAAGUAAGCUAACAUCUUUUCUGCAUACUGCAGCACUAUUGCAAGUUAAAGGAUUAACUGGUGUUACGCAGCAGAACGAGAAUGUAUUUACAUCAAAUGCUGCCAACAAACUGUACACACAAUUAACCAUAUCAUCGAAACCAUACUUCAGUGUAGCUCAUAAGGAAAAAAUGCCUGCACUGAAGAAAAGGAGGUGCAGCACUUCCGACAAACCUAAUGAGGUACCAUUAACUGAAGGACAUAAGAAAAGUAAGGUGCUUGAACCAAGUGAUAUUUAUAACAGAAACAAUGGCCCACAGUCUAAGUCUGACAAUACAAUAUUUGUACCAGAAACUCAAACCGAAAAGAAAAACGAUCUGAAAACAGAAAAUGUAACAGCUAAUGGGAAGAAUGGAAAUCAGGCAAGCCCGAUUGAGGACAUUCCAGUCACAGUUAAAACUGAAUGGGUCGAAGACAGUAAUUCGUCUCCUAAGGCUCAAUCGGUUAAUUCUGACACUGAUAAUAACACUCCGGACUACGAGAACAGUAUGCUUGCUAGAUCAUUAAUCUCAGGUAUAAAUCCAUCAAAAAGUGACAACACAACAAAUUCAAACAUCAAAAAGUGCAAUGAAAUGCAAAGUACUCGAAUAAGGGAAGCUAGUACAGAUUCAACGCAUUACAAUACGACAGCAGCAAAGAGUCCUAUAAAGAACAUACAAGAGGACACAGUCAAAGUUGAAAAAUCAUCACCUAAGUUGGAAAUAGAAUAUGAACCGGAGAUAUUGUUAUCAGAACAGCAAGACGGUGCAGAUUCUGAUUCAUACACUCAAGAACAGUCACAAGCCUUAUUACUUCUAGCCGGAAUGUCAGCGUUACCAGUACAAAGUGCAUCGACAUCUCAAACGGUACAUCAAUCGAACCAUGCAGCCAUUUGUGGUGAUUGUCCCCACUGUGGUAUGAAGUACUCAAAUCAAUCGGCUCUGAAGUACCACGUGAGAUUAAUGCAUUCAGAUCUAACUAACAGACUGUGUUGCUAUCUAUGUCCGAGGUCAUUCACAAUGAGGGAAACCUUCAAGGAGCACAUGUGGUCGAGCCACGGUCAGAGGAAUUGAAGUGCCUUAGAUUAGUUAAAACGUGCCUUGAAUUUUUUAUAUACCGUUUAUACAAAAUUAUACAAAUAAACUAUUAGGAACUAGUUUUAAACUCUGAUAGAGUUUUACGAUGUUAAGUAGAAAGAAAUGUUUUACAAAAUUUAUAUCGAAUAUCAAACAUCGCUGUACGCGAUAACAAGAUCUCUUCUAAAAUAGGUAUGUAAGUUAAAGGUGCGACAUGUUGGAGCCUUAAUUAAUAAGUGGUGCUCCUUACACACUAGUUAUAUAUUCCGACUACUAUAUUAGUAGCGAUUGAAUCAUAAAUUAAGUAUUAAUGAAAAUAUAUAUGAAACAAGGAUUACAUUUGUUGUGGACUUUAAAAUAUUUUUAUUUAUACUAUAAUGUUAUUGUCUGAUAAAAUAUAUAUUUUUGAUGUUGAAAUAUUGAGAUUCAAAAGUACAAUGAAAGGAACAGUAUUAUUGACGGUUCGUUAAUGAGACACUGAUGAGAAGGUUUUUAAGGUAUACGCUCGAUACAUAGUGUUUGGGUUCAAAAACUAUGGGAUAUUGUAAUGAUAUUCGAAGUUUGGUGUUCGUGCCAACAUAAUGAUAAUAUAUAAUUCUAGUUACCAACAUAACGAGUCUUCAUAGCUUGCAGUUAAUUGUCUUAGUUUAUAGGACGUACCUAAGUAUGGAUUAAGUGUACGGAUUUAAUUAUGAACCGAUGUUCAUAGGAAUGCCGUUUUUUAAAUGUAUUUGAACUGUUAUAUCGUGGUUUGUAGGAUGGAUAGUGAAUAAUUUAUAUAUUUAUAUUCUAAGGUUACAUUGAUAAUUCAAUAUUGUUAAAUAUUUUAUUCGAAAAAUUUUACAAGAUUUAUAUUUUAUGUUACAAUAAAAGGAUGCUUCUCAA